Molecule: messenger RNA, 1459 nt
Organism: Aedes albopictus (Asian tiger mosquito)
Lineage: Eukaryota; Metazoa; Arthropoda; Insecta; Diptera; Culicidae
Product: cyclin-dependent kinase 20
Exons: 3
Coding region: 254-1159 (301 amino acids)
Biological process (GO): protein phosphorylation
Cellular component (GO): nucleus
Molecular function (GO): protein serine/threonine kinase activity; ATP binding
Source: RefSeq, a predicted model, not a curated record
CUGUGUUCCAUUCCAUCCGAUGCAAUAUCAAGGCUCUGACAUCCAACCUCUACGACAAAGUCCCCAUGGUAACGAAUAGGGCAAACACCCCAAACAAACAGUCGUGCCGUGUUUCUCCGUGAUGGUUCACCCCCAGGCUCUGCAAUACAAUAUCAAUCCAUUUUGGCUUGUUCUUCGGUCCUUUUGCCAAGUUUUUAGACGAAAUUAAAUUUUGAAGAAACAUUAUUCGGAAACCCGUCGGAGCGGUAACGGAAUGGACGACUACAUGCCCCCACGGUACCAGCUGCUCGGUAGGAUAGGCGAAGGUGUUCACGGCGUGGUGGUGAAGGCCCGGGAUCUGAGCAACGACGACAAGAUAGUGGCAAUUAAAAAGCUUACGCUCCGGACGAAGCAUGGCUGGAUUUCGCCGAACACGAUACGGGAGAUCAAAGUGUUGCAGAAUUCACAGUGUGAAAAUAUUUUAUCCUUGCUGGAUAUGUAUCCUGACCUAUCCGGAAUAUCGCUAGUAUUCGAAUACAUGCCCUACACACUGUACAGCAAAAUGAAGGACGAGGAGCAUCCACUAUCCCGACACGAAAUCCGACGCUACAUGGCCAUGCUACUGAACGGCCUCAAGUAUCUCCACGAGCUGAAAAUCAUGCACCGGGACAUAAAACCAGCCAAUUUACUAAUUGACAAGCACGAUGUGUUGAAAAUUUGCGACUUCGGUUUAGCCCGGCUGUUUAACGAUCAGGACCCUUCGAAAGUGUACUCCCCGCAAGUGGCCACCCGAUGGUACCGGGCACCGGAGAUACUCUGGGGAUGCCAAACGUACGGACCCUCGAUUGAUAUGUGGGCGGCAGGGUGCGUGUUUGCCGAGAUGCUUCGGGGCGUGCCGCUCUUUUCCGGAGCCACCGAUAUCGAACAGUUGGCGCUGGUGGUGCGGACCCUGGGGACGCCCAUAUUGAAGGAAUGGCCUGAGGUGCGCAGCCUGCCGGACUACAACAAAAUACGGUUUCCCAACGCCAAGGGCGAACGAUGGGAGGAUAUUUUUCCUAGUUUUACUACCAAGCACGAGAUAGGACUGGUGGACGGACUGGUGACGUACAACCCGAGCCGGCGGUUGACAGCGGAGGAGGCCAUGCACCAGCCGUAUUUCACGGACGGAGAUGAAAGUUAGGACCCGGAAGGAUCACACCAGUUAGAGCCUCUGAUGAGCUGGUCAUACCCCAAAGCGGCGAUUAUCAUCUCUGUGUGGUAUCGUUUGUUGGUCCUUUUAGGCCAUGGACACGUGAAUUUUCCUCUGCUUGAAACGCCGACAGAAAACCAACCGCCAUAAGCGCAGAGGAAAAAAAGGGUUGAAACAUAAAGUAAAUAUAUAUUAGUCCGCAGGCGGUGAUUACCUUGCCAAAACUCUCUGCUGCUCACUGUUGCUCGUCCAGUGAAAUAUCACCAGGAGAUGACGGUCGGUACUCACGGA